AUGUAUGGCAGAAGGCUCAACAAAUUAAAGAAACAAACUUUCCAGUUCAACAUAAGGAGAAAAAAAAAGGAGAAAUUUAUUGCUAAAAGAAUGAGAGAAUACAAUCCGAAGCUGACCAUCACGAACCACACGGAGUUGCUCAAAGACACUCUCCUGUAUCGCUUUUGCAUAGUCCAAAACAAUUUGCCCAGAGGAGUUCUGAGUCUGGGCAAAACCUCAACAGUUGCCUCUACAAGGACAAAAAAUUAUGGUCAAGGUGGGAAAGUGAGGCAAGGAUGGUGGAUGUCCCAUACCAGGCCGCAUCCCCUGAAACUGCUGUUGCGGCUGAUUACUGCCAUUGUUAUGUUGAAAAUUUUGCGAGUCGAGCUGUUUUUGAAUAACGGAUAUGUUUGGGAACUGGUGCUGUUGACCCUGAACCUGACUGGAGGGGUUCUCAUUGGCUGUGACGGGCGAAGAGAGAUAGGAAGAGGUCGGAGUAGCGAAACCCAUCCCAUUCCCCAUGCUAGAGUCGGGCCCACUGUCGACGAGCCCAUGAUGAGAGCUACCCGGGCCCCCGUUACCAAACGACUGUUAUUGAACUGGUUGCGUGGGGAAACUAACGAAGGGAAUGCGUUUUGUGAAGGGAUUCCGGGCCCUUGUCCGCCCAAAAGCCCGGAAUUCGAUCUCAAAAGGGAUGGUGGGAUGGGCUGGCCUCCGCCAAGAGGGUUCGGGGGGCCUUGCGGCACCAUUUUUGUUUGUCUGAAAAAUAAGAGGCUCUAG
Striga asiatica is the source of this 759-nucleotide messenger RNA. The record is from the annotation of a GenBank genome assembly. NCBI's taxonomy places the organism in Eukaryota, Viridiplantae, Streptophyta, Magnoliopsida, Lamiales, Orobanchaceae.